Enterobius vermicularis (human pinworm) is the source of this 276-nucleotide messenger RNA. NCBI's taxonomy places the organism in Eukaryota, Metazoa, Nematoda, Chromadorea, Rhabditida, Oxyuridae. The record is from the annotation of a GenBank genome assembly.
AUGGGGUUUACCCCCAGUAGUAGUUCUCGGUGUGAGGUCAGUUCUAUACAACUGACAAAGAGCAGUAAUGAUGUUGAACAGCAAGGUCUGCAUCUGUACACUGGGAAAACAGCAGCAGAAUCUGCAAUUGCAUCUGUAUCGGCUGCAUCUGUGCCACCAUGGUCGUCAGCGGGAGCAGCAAUAACAGCUAAAACAGAUAGGCACACACUUAACGUCUUCUGUUCCAAACUCUGUGGCGAAGCAUUCGCUGUGUGUGGCCCAAUGGGCGGAGCUUAG